Molecule: messenger RNA, 1834 nt
Organism: Homalodisca vitripennis (glassy-winged sharpshooter)
Lineage: Eukaryota; Metazoa; Arthropoda; Insecta; Hemiptera; Cicadellidae
Product: CD63 antigen-like
Exons: 6
Coding region: 189-899 (236 amino acids)
Cellular component (GO): membrane
Source: RefSeq, a predicted model, not a curated record
AUCAUUGACUGCCAACGUUGCUUCGUUGUGUUCUCGGUAUUUUCGAUCUUGAAACUUGAUUAGUCCGUUACUGUUGGUUGCAGUUCCUUCAUUUCUAUUCCGUCUUUACUCUUGACUCUUGGAUAUCGGGGAGUGUUUCACAUUGUGUCGGAUUGUUUGGUGCCUGAAUUUGACUACAACAUACCAAAAUGUUGACCGUUAGCAGUAAAAUUAUGAAGUAUCUCCUCUUCAUCUUCAAUUUUGUAUUUGUGCUGACUGGCAUUCUGCUCAUCACCAUGGGGAUCAUGAUCAAGUCAGACACUGCAAGCUACAAGCCGGUUCUGAGUGACGAUUACUUCACAGCUGCUAAUCUCCUGAUUUUCAUCGGCAUAUUUGUCUUCUGCGUCGCCUUCUUCGGUUGCUGCGGUUCCCUCCAGGAGAACCACUGCAUGAUUGUCACUUUCAGUGUAUUCAUGUCGGCUAUCUUCAUAGCCGAGGUGGCAAUUGGAGUGGCAGGCUACAUGUUGAAGGCUGAAGCAGUUGAAGUGGUUACCAACGGUCUCAACGAAACGAUGAAGAAGUACUACUCGUCUUCAGAUGCUGCUCAGUUUUGGGAUGAUCUGCAGGGACAGCUUGCUUGUUGCGGCACACAGAGCUACAAGGACUGGCUACAGUACAAUUCGACUCUGCCAUUGUCCUGCUGUGGACCAGCCAAUGGACAGAAAGGACUUAUGGCUUGCACCCCUUCUUCUCCGGAGCUCCACAAGACCCCGUGUUUAACCGCCCUGGCAGGAAUUAUCCAAGACAACGCCUCCUACAUCGGUAUAACAGGAAUCGCCAUCGCUGUCGUUCAGCUACUCGGUGUUGCCUUCUCUUGUAAUCUUGCGCAUUCGAUCCGAAGCAGUUACGAGAGUGUCUAAUGGAAUCUCACAACCUGUCUGCAAAUAUAAGAUCUAAAAGCCAUCCAUUUUAUGUAGCCUUAUAGUGAUCUAAUUGAUACUGAUGGAUUUUAUUGCCAGUUUAAAUUUAUGUCUUCUUAGAAGUAGAGUUUUAAGUGUUGAAAAGAAUUCUUUCUUUAACGCUCAACCAUUUAUCCAUCCAUUAGUGCCUUAUUUUUUUUUACUUUUCCGUUUAUUGCUUAUUUUAGUUAUUGAACAUGACAAUGUUGAAAAUCAGCUGAAUUGAUAACUUUUCCCAAUAGUUUUUCUUUAUGGUGUAUAAAACUGGAACCAAGAAAUCGGUUCAAUUCUCGUUCUCUCUAAUUUGACAUUAUUUGGCAUUUUGUAGUAGUUUUAAGUUUUGCAUUUUAUCAUAGUCAACUAGGUUAAGUUUUUUUUGAGUUAAACUCACAUUGUAACUGAUACAAUUGCAUUUAGUCACACGAGAAUGAGCAAAAAAUCUCACAUUUUACAUUUUUCAUGAAAGAAAUUAAAUAUUUUUUUACAGUAUCUUUUUGUAGGGUCUAAUUUGUCAAUAAAUUGUUUUGUGGUGUAUUAUAUCAUAAUAUGUUUUCUAAUUGACAUUUAUUUUAAGUGUUUUGUCAGUGAGCUCUUUGUUUCUUUAAUUUUAACUUGCUGAAGUUUAUAAAUCUUUAAUUAUUGUUAUUAAGACUAAUGAUGUUAUCACUAUCAAUUAAAUGUUAUCAUAUGAUUAUUAAAUUUUAUUAUAUUUUUGUGUGUUGCUUUCUAUAGUAUAAUGUCUAUUGUAGAAAAAUAUGGUUACUACUUUAUUUGAGAAAUUCCUAUAAAGUUAGACUGAAUAGCUUUGUGAUAAAGAUUAUAGUGUCAUUGAAAGUUAUUGAUCUGUAAAACAUAUUGUAUAUCAAAAAAAUUGUAUAUAAAUUUUUCACAGUGCA